CUGUUUAUAUUGUUAUUUUUUAGAUCUAAUGUAAAGAUGCCAGGUUUACAGAAUAUUGUCAACUUAUGUCAUUUUCUAUGGAUGAAGAAAAACAAUCUGAAACUCACUGGCCCAAUUAUAAUAAUUUUGAUAGCUGUUUCUUAUUCCAGUGGUUUGUUACAAACUGUCGUUUCAUGGAUAUUGUUUUUGUUAAUUGUGUUUUUUAGUAUAAUAUCUGGACUUUCCCUAGUGCUUUGCCGAGGUCCUCAUCGAGAGCCACCCGCUCCUUUGCCUACUCUGGAGCAACAAAAUGUAACUAAAUUCAUGGAGAAAAUAACCAAAAAAUAUAACAAACAUUAUUUUCAAAAUCAUCUAGUGAUAUCAAAGGAUUUAGAUAAGGUUGUGCAGGAAGUUAUUGACUUAACAAUUCGAGAUUACUGCUUGUCUUGGUUCAGUGAUAUUGGAAAAGAUGAAACAGCAUUUGUAGAGAUAGUAAAUAAAGAAGUGUGGACAAUCGUUAAAAAUUUAAUAACUCGACUUCAUAAUGUAGAUAACCUUAAUUUUUUGUGCAAUGACUUAAUAUUGCUGUUAUAUAACCAUUUUCAUGACUUGAGACUUUCAGAUGCUCGCAAAUUUCCAGGUCAGACAACACCAUUUCUACUACAUCCAUGCUUGAAGGAUAAGGAUUCUGAGAUAAAAUACUUAAGAACAUGUGCUGAAGUACUACUGUUCUCCUUGCUACCUGAAAGCAAUUCAGACUGUUCUGCAAUGAGAUACAUUUUACGUGAGAUUGUUGCUCGCUUUGUUUUCUUGGCCACAGCUGAUUCAGUGUGUGAUCCUGAUUAUAUCAAUCAAACUCUUGUUAUAUAUCUUGAGGACAGAGAGAAGAUCACUGAAACACAAAAACAGAAAUAUGCGUAUGCUGAAACAUAUGAAGAGUUUAUUAAAAUGAUAAACACUACAACAGAUAUUGACACACUAAAGCAGAUAAGGUAUCACACAAUUGCAGAGAUUAUGCAAGCCACUGUUAUUCAUAAUUCCAAGGACGUUUUACAACAAGAUGGCACUCAAAGCAAUGCCAAACAGAAUAAGAAGGAUGCGCUUCGAGAUCGUAAUUUGAAAAGAUACAUAAAUCAAUGCAGAGUAUCAAAGUCCCAGUGUGAAAAAAGAAUACGAAAUCUAGGUGGACCAGAUUAUCGUGUGUAUGGCUUAGGACAUGGUCGAUUUUUUGAGGGCACUGGAAAUAAUGGUAAAGAAGCAUUUAAACGAGAACGACAAAAGUCAAGUAAGAUCCUAGCAUUUGGAGAUAUUUUAGAGAAUAGCUUAGCAAGGAGUUUCUUUAUGAUGUACAUGCAACGACAAAGAAGUGGAAAUUUGUUAAGUUUUUGGGUUGCCACAGAAAAGUUAAGAUUAAUGAAGCUACCAGACCUACAAUCCAGUGCUGAUCAAAUAUUCCAAGAAUAUGUCACUCCUUCUGCUGCCAAAGUUAUCAAAUUUGAAUCACGAUUGGUUCGAGGAAUGGAAGAAUUUAUUUAUGGAAAUGGUAGUCCAGAGUAUUUUUAUGAAGCUCAAAAAAUUGUUUAUGAUAAAAUGGAGAAUAGUUUCUACAGAGAGUUUGUCUUAAGUCAUGAUUAUACAGAAUUUGUUUGUGCAUCAGAAUCUGCAAUGGAUGAACUGAGAGCACAUCGGUCAAAAGAGGAUGAUCCUGUGACUUUGAGAGAUUGGAAUGAUGGUUUUGGAUUUAAAGAAAGGAGAAAUGCUGAAGCACUGAAAGCAGCAAUGCCAAGUAACAUUGAAGAAAGAAAUGAUUAUGCUGUCAGAACUUUGCAAGCUUUGGAUCAAAAUAUAAAUGCCAAGACACAAGCCCUGGAGUUAGUACAGCGAGCACAACCAGUAGAUACACAGGAGAAGGAAGCAUUGGAAAAAGAAAUUGAUCGACUGAAUACAGAAAGGAGACAUCUUGAAUUUCAUAUUGAAAGAACAGACCUUUGGUGUGAAAUGUUGGGACAUUGGAAAGCAACUAUUUCAAAUGUUCAAUACCAUUCUGAAAAUGAACAACCUCUUUUUGUUAUCUGCGUUUCAUGUGAUGAUAGUGCGGAAAAUAUAAGAGAUCCUGGUGCUACCACAACUGGAUGGGUCGUUGUUAGAGAACUGGAGGACUUUAAAAGGUUGCACGGUAAACUUAAAGAGUGCUGCACGUGGAUGAGUAAAGAACUUCCAGUAUCAUCAAAACGUUGGUAUAAAAAACAAGCAUCAGACAGUUUAGAAUCAUUAAAGUCAUCUCUACAGGAGUAUCUAACGAUUAUUCUUGGCGAUGAAAGGUUGUGUCAAAGUGAUGAAGUAUACACUUUUCUCAUUCCAAGUCCAGAAUACUUAAGAGGGCAGUCAUUCAAAUCAAGUGUGCAGAAAGAAAAAAAGAAUCCAUUGUCUUUUAUAUCGAAUAUUAAAGGUUCAUUCCAAAACAUGUCAUUUCCAGACAUACUGGUAGAUGCAGUUGAAGCUGAUGAAUUGGACACAGGCAUUGAUGAAAGCACUCAAGAAAGUAAAGAUUCAAUCGCUGAACCUAUGUAUAGAUUGAUUGGUGAAGUGUUUGAAUUGAAAGGAGUAUUCAAAAUACUUCGAAAAACUUUAAUCACUUUUGUCCAAAUCACGUUUGGUGGUACAAUAAAUAGGCAUUUGAGAGAGUUUAUUAGCUGGCUUGUUUCUGAACCAAUGAUGAUUUACUACAUUGAUAACUUUAAACAGUCCAUGUGGCCGAAAGGAAUUCUGGCGCCAUACCCACCACCACGUACAGAUCUGGAAAAGCUGAGAACAAGAGAGCAGGCGAAGGAAAAAAUGAUGAAAAGCAUUCCAGAUGUUUUAGCUAAUUUGGUUGGUAAGCGGAACGGUAAACUGGGCUUUAUGAAGUUGUUUGAAGCAAUCCAAGAUCUACAAACGAACAAGCACUUAUUUUACGUUAUGUUGGAAUUGAUUAUUGUCACUAUAUGUCCUGAAGUAAAAUCGAAAGAAGUUUUAGCAAGCUUGGAAAAAAAGAUCGGCAAAACAACGACGAAUAUUACGGCAAACGAUAUUGAAAGUCCGACGUUUACUCCCGAGUUUAACGAUUUUGGAGAUUACCAAAAAAAUAAGCUUUGAUACUUUUUUUAAAAAAAAGUCUUUUGUUUGCUACACCAUAUGAGCGAUUAGUGUCGUGCAGUUUUGGUAUUUCUGUAUCCGCCUUUAGUUUUGUGUAACGAAAACGUCGUCAAAUAUAAAUUAAGGGAUCUAAAACUCUUCAAUUAUCAAAUAUUUUUAAGGUUUUUUUAUACGAAUACAAAAUGUAUAAUAUUAUUUUUUGUCAAUAAAUAGUAUACAAUGUU
Molecule: messenger RNA, 3338 nt
Organism: Hydractinia symbiolongicarpus
Lineage: Eukaryota; Metazoa; Cnidaria; Hydrozoa; Anthoathecata; Hydractiniidae
Product: sorting nexin-25-like
Exons: 22
Coding region: 37-3114 (1025 amino acids)
Cellular component (GO): intracellular membrane-bounded organelle
Molecular function (GO): phosphatidylinositol binding
Source: RefSeq, a predicted model, not a curated record